UUUCCCCAAUGAACACAACCUGUAGAAAAACAAAACACAAAUUCCUGGUUUGGAGUGUCUAAGUCUGACAGUCACAUGGGAAACGCCCUUUGUGGUGAUCAGUUUCAUGUAAUACUUGGAAACCAUGCUUCCAUCAACAUGAUAAAAGAUGACGAUGACAGCGACGACGAUGACAGCGACGACGAUGAUGAAGAUUGCGAGUGUUGGAUUAUGCGAUACAACAUAUUUAUGACAAACUGCACACUCAUGCUUGGUAAAUUUAUGGACGAUCGUGACCGUGUCAAUGUCGUAGUUCUCGGUCUCACGGACCACAUAUGUUAUGGCCAAGGUGAUGCUCCGGGACCGUCCAAUAAGAUCAUGUCUAAAUACAGCACAAACAAUAAUCAAUCAGCAAACAUGGCCUGGUUGGGGUCGGAGAUCUCAAAAAAUCAGUCUCAACCAUCUGCUUCACACCAACAAUUAGGAUUAACCUCGCAACCAGUUUUGGACAAAAGAAAUCCAAAUUUUUUACCAAAUCCGCCGCAACAUGGUCCUAAGGAAAAUAAGAGAUUACAGUUGAUUGACAAUCAAGACAUCAAAGGAAAUGGGAAUGGUAAUAAUAUUGAAGGGGAUCAAAAGUUUAAAAUUUCUAUUCCAUUUAAAUUUGUCAACAAUUUCCUAAAAAUGUAAAUGCACGAAGCCAAUGCUUAAUGGAAGUGAAUCAUAGUUUUAAGUUAUUAUUAUUAUGUCUAGUCAUAUAUUGUGCCUAACAAUAAAAUCCUAGGACAUCCAAUGAUCUUUAUGAAUCUAAAUAAGAUGUAAUAAACUUGUGUAUGCGUGCAUAUAUUUUUU
This is a messenger RNA of Vicia villosa (hairy vetch), 831 nucleotides long. RefSeq lists its product as uncharacterized. The coding region runs from base 76 to 669 and encodes 197 amino acids. The record is from RefSeq and is a predicted model, not a curated record. Lineage: Eukaryota; Viridiplantae; Streptophyta; Magnoliopsida; Fabales; Fabaceae. The transcript has 2 exons.